Messenger RNA from Seminavis robusta, 2527 nucleotides. Lineage: Eukaryota; Bacillariophyta; Bacillariophyceae; Naviculales; Naviculaceae. The record is from the annotation of a GenBank genome assembly.
AGGGGUUGUCCUGUGGGUUUCCCGUCCUCCUGUCCGGUUCUAUUUUCAACAACCUGACUGGCUUUUUAUCUCACUAGGAAGAGCAUGACCUCAAAUAAAUGUGUGUCUGGACGAAGGACGAUAAACAAUAAAGGACAAGCAACAACAAGCAGUAAGACAAACUAACUGUGAUUACUAUUAUUAAUAGUACUAGUAACAGGGCAGUAGCGUUUAGUCCAGAGCAUCUUUUUCGAGUCUAGCUAACUCCUUACCCACUCAUCAGACACACAAUCAUAGCCUCCUAUUGUGCCAGGCACAGUGUCCACGCACUUUUGCAGCUUCCGUCGAUCGGCCUGGAUCGACGCCCUGCGAGGUGACUGGUAUUAGACAGAAGCAAAGCCUCGGUCGACGACUUGUUUGUUACCCCCGCAAACCAUUCGACACCUCAUCAGAGUUUACGUGUGUGGAAGGAAAUCCAGGUUUGGUCCACUUUGGCACAAAACCAGUCAUUGAGAGGUUCCAACAUCCUUUCCCGCCACCAGCCGAUCGAUCGACAAGGACGUUGGAAAGUCUACACAAGAAAUAAUAUCUGGACUCACUAGCUAGCUAGUGGUAGCCACCGCGUUAGUGCACAGAAGUUAGAAUAGCUGUUUCCCUGCUUCCGAAACUGCCACCGACAUACAUACAUCAACAAUAUACCCUGCAUCAUGACAUCCAGCGGCGCCGAGAACGAUUUAUCCAGCCGCCAUUCCAUCAACAUCUUGGAUAUUGGCAAAGCGGCCCUGAAGAUAGACGAUGAGUCCACUGAUGGGGAGGACUCCUUCCAUGAUGACGAUGGGGCACCCAAGAAAAAAGCUUCUGAUGUGCUGGAGGGAAGUCUGCAGUCCAUGUCUCUUCAAAAUGGCGGCACCGUCGGUGAUGCCCCCCUCACGCCCCCGCCCAAUGUGGAAAAGUCCAAACGCAAAUUAGGCAAGGACUUUCUCAAGGUAUUAGAAAAUGGAAAGGAGGGUGGUGGCAACAAAGUAUCUCAACUCUCGCUCCUGGUCAACGACAGUGCCAGUGGUAUCCCAUUUGAUGAUGUCUACGACAUGGGAGAUGUACUGGGGGAGGGUGGUUUUGCCUUUGUCUACCGAUGCACCCACAAAAAGAAUGGUCACGAGUACGCUGUCAAAGAAAUACUGUCCACCGACAAUCACAAGUCAGCAGGGGAAUCUGUCCGGGGGGAAAUCAAUGCCUUGAAACUCCUACGAGAAGGUCCCUAUGUUGUGCGACUCUUGGAUGUAUACUAUGAACCCGAUAGGACCAUGAUGGUGCAGGAAAUUAUGGAGGGUGGUGAUUUGCUCGAUAAGUUGACGGAAAUCGAAGUCUAUGAACCAAGGGAUGCUCGGAAAGUUGCCAGGACGUUGGUAGAAGCUGUGGACUAUUGCCACAAGAAAAGAAUAUGCCAUAGGGACAUCAAACCAGAGAACAUAUUGCUUGUGAAAGAUGAUGAUCUAACUCACAUCAAGGUGGCUGAUUUUGGAUGUGCCAAAAAGAUCACAGGGCCCAAAUGUCUCAAGACACUCUGUGGAUCACCUCAGUAUGUGGCUCCAGAAUUGUUGACCCAUGAAGAUGGGUACAAUGAGCUGUGCGAUAUGUGGAGCUGUGGGAUUGUUAUCUAUGUCCUCUUGGGAGGAUACGCACCAUUUGAUGCGCCGGAAUGUGAGCUUGCAGAGUUGAUCACAGCAGGCAAUUACGAAUUCCAUGAAGAGUAUUGGGACGAUAUUCCUGCAUCCGCCAAAGAUUUGAUCAUGCAUCUGUUGCAGGUGGACCCAGAUGAUCGCUUCACUCCCUUUGAAGCCUUGGAUAGCCGAUGGUUACGAAGGAAGGAUAAGGACCUGGCUUCCAGCAUGCACGGAAACGAGUCCACCAGCAGCUUUGGGGCUUGGUUGGAGCGAAGAAAUUCCCGUCGAUCGCUUACCGACUAAUAUAAGACACACAACAAACAAACGACAACUAACUGUAACAGAUGCCGUACAUGUACGAGAAGGGGGGGCAAACUCCUGCAAUACCAACAACAACAACAACGAUUUAAAAACGAAAGCAGGUGCUGGUAUCUCGGAAUACUUUCUACGCGUCGAGGCUCGCGUGUCUGUGUUCGUAGCACCCAUACCGUACCUACUACAAAGCAAUACGAAAAAGGAAUAGUGCAAUGUACAAUUUUUUGAGGUUGCCGUGCCGUACCGCUGUAUCUCAGUGUUCUGUCGCUGACAUCCCUCGAGCCACACCGGAAGAUAAAAUUCGUGAACCAGUGCGUUUUCGUGGGUUGGCUGACCGUGUUCAGCUACUGGUAGACGCCCAGUGUUUUUUCUGUAUGGCUAUAUGGCUACGUAUUACAUGUACUCACUCCAUAGAUUCAUGUAUGAGGAUUUCAAGCGAUGGUAUAUUCAUGCAAUGGCAAACCGGUGGUGGAUGUCACUCGAAGUUCCGAAAACAAAAUUUGGUUUCUCUUAUUUUUGUAGCCAACUCAAAAGUACUAGCUAGAGUAGUUGCAUCGAUUCGAUUCCUC